Caenorhabditis bovis is the source of this 981-nucleotide messenger RNA. The record is from the annotation of a GenBank genome assembly. NCBI's taxonomy places the organism in Eukaryota, Metazoa, Nematoda, Chromadorea, Rhabditida, Rhabditidae.
AUGAAUUCUUCGUUCUACGUGCCAUUCUUCGGCAUUUAUUACAAAUUCUAUAUUAUUAUCGGCAUCUCGCUACAAUCCGUUCAGCUAUUUCUCAUCUUUAAAAAAUCAUCAUCAGCAAUGAAUCAUUUGCGAAUUUUUCUAUACAACACAAGCACAGCCCAAGUGUUCGUAUUAUUCACGACAUUCAUUUCGCAGCACAGGCUUCUACCUAAUUUGAACACCACUGCCAUCCUUUCAAGUGGACCAUCAGUAUGGUGCCCGCCAACUAUUCGUUUUUCUUUAUAUCACAUCUAUACAGCAAUAUCAACCCUUGCAGGUGUCGGAGUCAGUAUUACCGUAUUCUACAGAUACCUGGUCUUGAAGGGAACUCACAUGGAUUACAAGAAAAUAUGUAUAAUCGUCUCAACAUCCUAUAUUGGCCCGCUUAUUCUCCUUCUGGUCCCAUUCCUUGAUAACUGGGAUUUUGAAAAGGUCCGAACCGCCACCUACAUGGAGCAUCCCACUUAUGAGUUUGCCAUAUAUGAGCCGAUAACUGGAUUCGCCAACACGAGCUCUCCGCAAUUUAUUCUCGGCACCUCAAUCAUCGCGUUGAUUGCAUAUGUGAUACCGGUGAUUUGUGCACUAUCAACACGCCAGAUUCUGGUGCUCAUCGGCCAGCAGACCAAUAUGUCAGCAAAUACCAAAAAACACUCAAAAAAUUUGAUCUACGGCCUAAUUUGUCAAACUUUGUUUCCCAUAAUUUUCUACACACCGAUAUUUUCGUGCUACCUUUACACACAAGCAACAGGCAACGGGAUUUUGAUAACCGAACACUUCUACCUUUCCUUAUCAAGUCUUCCCGCUCUUGUGGACCCAUUGGUCUCGUUCUACUUUAUUAUCCCAUUCCGAAAAUACAUUCUCAAAAAGAUCGGAAUGCGAAAUCAGAAGGCGUACAUCGAUAAACGCGGAAUCACGAGCUCGUUUGCUAUUCGUGUCGAAUGA